Seriola dumerili (greater amberjack) is the source of this 1758-nucleotide messenger RNA. It is a transcript of the gene dhrsx, whose product is annotated as dehydrogenase/reductase SDR family member on chromosome X-like. NCBI's taxonomy places the organism in Eukaryota, Metazoa, Chordata, Actinopteri, Carangiformes, Carangidae. The transcript has 7 exons. Bases 10 to 987 code for a protein of 325 amino acids. The record is from RefSeq and is a predicted model, not a curated record.
GCAAGAAGGAUGUGGCUGCAGAAAGUGUUGGUGCCUCUCCUCAGACUGUAUCUAUGCGGAAUUAAAGUCCUUCUGUAUCAGAUGUUCAACAGAUCUUUUACGCUACCAGUCUUACCCAAGCAAAAUGGAAGGGUUGCCAUUGUGACGGGGGGUACCAGAGGAAUGGGUUUAGCGACAGCGAGACACCUGGCAAUCCUUGGCAUGCAUGUUAUCAUAGCUGGGAACGAGAGAGAAGAGGGCAGAGCCGCCGUUAAGAAUAUUCACGAGGGAGGAUGCGAGGGGAAAGUUGAGUUCAUCUUCGUGGACCUGACCUCCCUGAAAUCAGUGCAACAGUUUGUUCAGAUGUUCAGAGCUAGAGGCCUCCCCCUCCAUGUCCUGGUUAACAAUGCUGGGACCAUGAUGGUUCCUGAGAUGCAGACAGUGGAUGGCUUUGAGUUCCAUUUUGCUCUCAACUACCUGGGCCAUUUUCUGCUCACCAACUUGCUGCUGGACAUCCUGAAGAGGUCGGGACGACGGGGCUGCUGCUCCAGAAUCGUCAACAUGUCCUCCGCUACUCACUAUGCAGGAGUCGUGGAAAUGGAGGACUUAAACAGGAGGGUCUGCUACAGUUCCCAUGGUGCCUACGCUCAAAGCAAACUGGCUCUGGUCCUCUUCACGUACUACCUGCAAGAGCAGCUGACAGCCGGUGGCUUUCCUGUGACCGUCAAUGCCGUGGACCCUGGGAUGGUGGACACAGCGCUUUACAACAACCUGUGGACCCUUGCACAGGCACUGAAGAAGCCAGUGGCCAAGAUACUGUUCAGGACUCCGGCAGAGGGAGCAUCCACCACCAUCUACACUGCAGUCGCCUCUGAGAUGGAGGGAGUGGGGGGCUGUUAUGUGUACAAUGGCCAGAAGACGCAGUCCGCUGACCUUUCCUACGACUCUGAGCUCCAAACCAAGUUGUGGAAGAAGAGCUGUGAGCUUGCGGGCCUUCAGGAGAACUAAUAUCCUUCAGACAGAUGCUCUCUGGAGCCUUUACCUCACUUUAUUAUGUUUGACCGUCCACCUUGAGUUUUUCUCAGGAGCAAAAGCCAAAAACCUUAAAGAGGAACAGUCCUUCGAAAUAUAUGUGUAAAUUUUUGCAACUUAACAUGCAAGUCUAAUCAGGCAAAACAAGUUAAAACAGCUUUAGACUCCAAGCGUGAGCUUGGCUCCAACUUCCUGAUUUCUAGUGGUUGAGAUAAUGUUCUAUCACAGAGGUGUCUAUCAUCAGACCACUGGGAAGGUCCUCCAAAACGUUGGUGUCUUCAUUAUAACAAAGCUGACUUUAUGACAGAGUAGAGUCUGUUUUUCCCAAGAGAGCUUAAUGGUAAGUGUUUCUCCAGUUGAGGGAAUCCAAUCUGACCCCAGACCACCAUGUGUAAUCCUGUGUACACAGUGCAAACUGUGAGUCGUUGUUCAUUUAUAGUGUUACUACACUAAAGGCAUGGUUCGGUUUUCUACCGCUUGAUCGCUUAACUCCUGUUACAUCAUAUAAUCUAAUAUAAAAAAAAGGCUCAGAGCCUCUUCUUUUCUGAUUGGCUCACUGACCUGUUGUUACUAGAGCCCCAGAGAGAAGCCUGAGAGAGAAGAUGUUAAACUACAUUGAGAUGGUUUGUGGUUUUUAAAACUACAAGUAUAUCGAGGCGUCAAGUGGCACAGUGGGUUGAGCAGGCGCCCCAUGUCUAGAGGCUACAGUUCUCGCUGCAGUCGGCCCUGGUUCGAAUCCCUUUACUG